UCCGGGUUUCGGCAGUCCCGUCUAGAUUCAGUCCUCUGCUGCCUUCAACAUACACUCAUUGUACACAAACGGGCGAGCAAGCUCGCAGCAUCGAUCGUGGCUCCUUUAAGAAAAACUAAGCCAGAAUUAUCACCCCACCUCCUCUUGAUCUCAUUUAGAGGCUAUUGCAUACAAAAUCAACUCAGGAGCUGAGAGUGAUCAAAGAAACGCGAGAGAUUCAUUUUUGUGUGCAUUUGUGUAUUAACAUUAGGUGUGCUAACCAGUCGAAGCGCGCGGAGGAUCAUCAUUCAUUCAGUACUUUGACAAGCUCGCCUUUGAUUGACAACUGGAGUGGCAGAAAGCCACGAGACUCUAGUUUUGUUUGAGGGCUGUUUUCUUACUGGUUUGGAGAAGAUUUGUGCGCUCCCCGUUGCUGUCCUGGGGAAAGCAGAGGACGUGUUUGCUUGGCUUUGGCUGAACUUGAGCUGAAGGACUUGACUUCAUCGCUCCCUUGAAAAGACAUACGGAUUUUUUCUUAAAAAGCCUCGCGUUUGGAAUUUGCGUGUUUAUUUCUUCUUCACCCUGGCCUCAUAGGGGAUAUAUUUGAAGUGAAAGGAAGACGAGGGAGAGAGGAGGGCGAUGGCGCAGAGGUACGAAGAUUUACCCCACUAUGGGAUGGACGCAGUAGGAUUGUCGACUGCGAUGUAUCAGGAUCACCACGGCGCCAGAGCCAUGCCGGCUGUCCACCUGAACCAUGGUCCCCAGCUCCACUCGCACCAGUACCCGCACACAGCGCACAGCAACGCCAUGCCGCCCAGUAUGGGCUCCUCAGUCAACGAUGCUCUUAAAAGAGAUAAAGACUCCAUUUACGGGCAUCCCCUAUUCCCUCUUUUAGCACUGAUUUUUGAGAAAUGUGAAUUAGCAACUUGCACACCUAGAGAGCCUGGGGUGGCAGGAGGCGACGUCUGCUCAUCAGAGUCUUUCAAUGAAGAUAUAGCAGUGUUUGCGAAACAGAUCCGAGCAGAAAAACCGUUAUUUUCAUCGAAUCCAGAGCUGGAUAAUCUGAUGAUACAAGCCAUCCAAGUUUUACGAUUUCAUCUUUUGGAGCUGGAGAAGGUACAUGAACUCUGUGACAAUUUCUGUCACCGGUACAUCAGCUGCUUGAAGGGCAAGAUGCCCAUCGACUUGGUUAUAGAUGACAGAGAAGGAGGAUCAAAAUCAGACAGCGAAGAAAUCACAAGAUCAUCGGGGCCCCUUGAUCAGACCUCGUGGAACAGAGACCACGAUGACACAGCGUCCACACGCUCCGGGGGCACACCGGGGCCGUCCAGCGGAGGACACACAUCACACAGCGGAGACAACAGCAGCGAACAAGGUGACGUCCUGGACAACAGCGUGGCCUCUCCCAGCACAGGGGACGACGACGACCCCGACAAAGAGAAGAAGCGCAAUAAAAAACGAGGAAUCUUUCCCAAAGUCGCCACCAACAUCAUGAGGGCAUGGCUCUUCCAGCACUUGACGCACCCCUACCCUUCAGAAGAACAGAAGAAGCAGUUGGCGCAAGACACCGGACUUACCAUACUACAAGUGAACAACUGGUUCAUAAAUGCAAGAAGGAGAAUAGUACAGCCCAUGAUUGACCAGUCUAAUCGAGCAGUAAGUCAAGGAGCCCCCUACAACCCAGAUGGUCAGCCCAUGGGUGGGUUUGUCAUGGACGGACAGCAGCACAUGGGAAUCAGACCACCUGGCCCCAUGAGUGGGAUGGGCAUGAACAUGGGAAUGGAGGGACAGUGGCACUACAUGUAACCUUCUUCUAGUUAACCAAUCGCAAAGCAAAGGGGGAAGACUGCAGGGCAUGCUAGGGGAUUACCUGUCUCACGGCGGUCCAGUGGGUAUGGGCAUGGUUCAACCGAGCUACUGCGCCCCCCCGAUGCCCCCCCACUCUGCUCAGC
Molecule: messenger RNA, 1931 nt
Organism: Clupea harengus (Atlantic herring)
Lineage: Eukaryota; Metazoa; Chordata; Actinopteri; Clupeiformes; Clupeidae
Gene: meis1b
Product: Meis homeobox 1 b
Biological process (GO): regulation of DNA-templated transcription
Molecular function (GO): DNA binding
Source: RefSeq, a predicted model, not a curated record